Molecule: messenger RNA, 267 nt
Organism: Dracunculus medinensis (Guinea worm)
Lineage: Eukaryota; Metazoa; Nematoda; Chromadorea; Rhabditida; Dracunculidae
Source: the annotation of a GenBank genome assembly
AUGGGCGAAAAGAUUGAAAAGGUCGAGAAGAGCGAAAAGCAUGUUCGCGACUAUAUCGAUGAGAUCGAGCAACGAGCUCGAACUCAGUGCGAAAAUCAAUCUCUCAUACGAAAUAGUACGCCAUUAAGUGAAGAUCAAUUGGGCAAAUUGGACAGUACUUUAAAGCGUGCAACGGCAUUUAUGAAAAAAUUAAAAAAUAUUGGUGCAGAUAAAUUUAUCGAAAUUUGUCGAAGAAAUUGCGAUUUCAUUAGCCGAAAUAAAAAUUAA